AUGGUUGGUGGCACUAUUUGGCCAGUGUUGGGAAUUCAGCCCCUGAACCACCUCGAGCAUGCCACGCAAAUCAUAGCCGAGGCCACAGCACUGUUGGAGCUCGACAGCACCAACCGCGCCAAAGUACCAGCCACAUCUCUGGAAGCACUUUUGAACAGCGUGAUCAAUCUAGCUAAGAAGGCCCGAGAGCAACUAUCCGGACAGGAGAUCCUGGGAAAGCUAAACAGUGUGCAGCCGAUCAACGCAGUCAAUAAUGCAUUCGCAUCACCGGCUCCUGUCGCAACCAACACGGCCACUCGAAUUGCCUCCUGGGCUGACGUAGUCCGGUCGGGCACGCCUUCAUACCCGUCGACACCGAACAGCAGAGCCUCCACAACCGCAAGUGUCAGGGAUAGAGAAACCGUUGUGAAGCUGGAUGCAAACGCGGCGGCCGUAUGCCGCCAGGUAUCAUCGGAAGACCUCUGCAAACGUAUGAACGAUGCAUUAAGCUCACGGAUAAAUCUGCUUGGGAAGGCCCCUCAGGCCAUAGCCGCAAAACGACUGAAGAGUGGGGACAUAGUGCUGCACACAGCAACCACAGCCAUUGAGAAAAUUGAAUCUGAGGAUGCGGUGCUCCAUGAGGGAGCGAAGGUAACGUACGUAGGCUGGCUAACCAGGGAAGGAAGAAAGAAACAAGCCUCAUCCCCUGUCGUGGAGUUUACGACGAAAUAUCACGCGAACCCGUUCAUCCAGGAGGGACAGGUGUUGAACGCGAUUCACCACGACUGUGUUCUUGCGAUGCCGAAGAGAGAUGCAGAUACUGCGCGGGAGCGCACAAUACCAAGGAAUGCAUAG
Aspergillus eucalypticola CBS 122712 is the source of this 834-nucleotide messenger RNA. RefSeq lists its product as uncharacterized. Bases 1 to 834 code for a protein of 277 amino acids. The record is from RefSeq and is a predicted model, not a curated record. The transcript has 4 exons. NCBI's taxonomy places the organism in Eukaryota, Fungi, Ascomycota, Eurotiomycetes, Eurotiales, Aspergillaceae.